Messenger RNA from Hypomesus transpacificus, 3548 nucleotides. RefSeq names its product phosphodiesterase 4D interacting protein (gene pde4dip). The record is from RefSeq and is a predicted model, not a curated record. Lineage: Eukaryota; Metazoa; Chordata; Actinopteri; Osmeriformes; Osmeridae. The transcript is spliced from 12 exons. The coding region runs from base 124 to 2064 and encodes 646 amino acids.
UCUCUCUGCCUCUUAUUCACCCUACUUUCUCUCUCUCUUUUUCUCUCUCUGUGGCAUUCUAUUUUCCCUCGUCUCAGAUCUGAAUGUCACUGAUUGGACGGCCGUCACUGCCAUCAAACAGUCAUGAGCAGCUGGCUCAUGCAGCUUUCAUAUAUUCAUUUAUCCGUGUGUAUAUUAAUGUCUCUUCGUCCUGUUCUUGUUCCAGGGUACUCCAUGCCCCAGACCAAGGCUUUCCAAAGCUUCCCUCCAACCCAACACAACCCCCAGGCCGACCACACCAGCUUCCUGCCCCUGUCCUACCCUCCCUACCACCCCGCCCACCACGGUGGCACCCACGCUGGUCUGAACGCCGGUCUGAACGCCAGCCCAGCCAUGAAGCCAGGGCCCAGCCUGCUGGAAAGCAGUGCAUUGUGGGAGACGACCUACGGGGCGCCACCGAGAGAGAGAGUCGGGGCUGACGUGUCGUCGGGGUCUUCAGGGUACCAAUCAGGAAACAGCCAUACAGGCUCGGAGCUGAUGAAAGAGCACCUGAGAGAGAUUCGUAACCUGCGUCAGCGUCUGGAGGACUCCAUCCAGACCAACGACCGUCUCCGCCUGCAGCUGGAGGAGAGGUUGACCACCGCUAGCAGGGAGAACGGUGCUCCAACCAACAUCUACAUCCAGGGCUUGGACUCCGUCAGCCAGCUGUCCAAUGAGAUCCGAGCUCUGAAAGAUGACAACCUCAGUCUCCAGAGCCAGCUCAAACAGGCCAGCAGAGAGGGCAGUAAGGAGGCGGAGCAUCUGCGUGGGGCGGUGCUGAUGGGGCGGGCCCGACUGAAGGAGGCGGAGCUAGAGGCCGAGAGGUGGGCGGAGCAAGGCAGGAGACUGCAGAGCCACGCCCAGACUCAGAGCCAGGAGAUCACCCAGCUGAAACAGGAACGACUCGGCAACCAAGAGACCAUCAACAGGCUCCAGGAGGAGGUGACCCUGCAGCAGCAGCAGCUGUGCGAGGGGCGUGGCCUGGCCCAGUCCCUCCAGCGGCAGCUCAACGCAAACCACCGAGGGGGUGCCCUCCCCAGGGCCACGCCCCCUGGACCCCCAGGGAAGACCUCUCGCUCGGCCGAGUCCUUGACCUUUGACCCACGCGACCUCCAGGUCCAGUUGGAGCAGCAGCUGAGUGGCAGGCCGGGUCAGGGAGGCCACGCCAGGCGCAUGCUCUUCCUCGAGACACUGGCCUCCCCGCCCGUCAGAGACAUCGGCCUCUUCAGCCCCACCUCCCCCCUCUCCCCCCCUCUGAGACCAGAGGAGGCUACUGACAAUGAAGCUGGUUUGGCGGGCCAGGCUCCGGACGGCUCGUUCUCCAGCCGUAGCGGCCGCCACGUGGUGGGCCACGUGGACGACUUCUCUGCCCUGCAGCAGCAGCUCCUGGAGGGCUGCGUUCUCAUCCGCCAGCUGGAGACCACCCUCCGGUCCUCAUCCACCAGCCAGGCCCUGCUGGAGCUCAGCCUCGACAAGUCAGUGGACACAGGCUCUUUGAGGAACCUGCAGGCUAGCACUAAGACCCUGCGGCAUAUUCUGGAGGAGGCCAGCUCCCUGCUCAGAAUGUUCUGGAGGGCAGCCCUGCCCAGCAGGGAGGGACCCGGGCCGAGCACCAAGAAGGAGCAGGCUCUGAGAGAGGAGAUGAGCAGUCUGCGUGCGACGGUCUCGGAGCAGGAGGAGGCUCUGAGGGACGCCAUGGACAGACUGAAGAGCUCCAACCGCACCAAAGACAGCAUGGAGCACUUCAUCGUCAGCCAAUUGUCAAGAACACGGGAUGUCUUGAAGAAAGCCAAGACUAACUUACAGGAGAACGAACUCAAGUUAGCCUCCCUUGGCCUCUCCUCCUCUUCCUCCCUUCCUCCUCCCUCCUCCUUUUCUGCGCGUCCUUGGGUGGGUAAAGGAGAGAACCCCAGACCCCUCCAUGAGCUCCGUGGCCCUCCUGGUUGGGGUGUCCUGACACCCCUCCUCCAGGCUUCUCCUCCCAGGGCCUUUGGCUCCCUGAGGACCACAGAAGCUCAGGCUCAACGUCGCCCCCUACAGGCGUGAUCCUCACUAACCCCGCUCCAGCUCACUCCUGGGGGAAAGUGAAAAUCUUGGGUCUAUAAGGGAAACACAGGAGGCUAAGGGAAGUCUUGGGUGUCGGAUUAGGGAAACACUUGAAUUGAGGGUGUCUCGUGGAACUGUGUCGACAGUUUGGUUGUCAGAAAAGUGUCUGUUUGUCGAGAUGAAGCGUAGUUGUGUGUGAAGUUGCUUCCGAGGAAAGUGGUUGGCUUGAUACUGUUCAUGGCUGUCUUUGUCAGGUUUGUGUAGUUUAUAAGUGCUAGAAGAGGUUUUUGUUUCAGGAUCUCAACUGAAGUGUUUCCCUAGUUUGACCAGGGGUUCCUCAGACUGUACUGCUUUAGAUGACAGCCACUUAACAAGUGGAGUUGUUUUCAGGGAUCACACUACAGUCGAAUAUGUGCCAGCAGAAAAAAAAGCUGAUUUUAAAAAAGGCAAUCAAAACUGAAGUGCUUCCUUAAAGCUUCGUAUGAAGCUAGAUUGUAUUUGUCGUAGAUAAGUAGUUGCAUGUUGUUUGAACAACCAGUGGGGAAAAAGCCAUAGCCGGAAACAACUGGAAAAGAGAUUUUAUGUUUCUUGUUAAGAAACGUUUAACACUGAAAUGAUUUGCUAGUGAUGUCACUUUGUACAAACACUGUCCGGAUAUUUAACAGCCUUUUAUGAGUGGCUAGUACUGGACCUGUCUUCUUGCUGAAAUGCCAACACUGUAACCAUAGACUUUAUAUGAAAAAUGUAUAUUAAGUUUAAUAUUAAUUUAACUUUAUAUUCAGUCCUUGUCGGGAAAUUGGUGUUCCAAAUGAUGGAUCGUAAUAACUGUAUGGAAAUGUGUGAGGAACAAGCUGUUGAACAGACUCCACAUGUCUGACUGCUGUCAUCGCAGCAUUGCACCAAAAUGUAACGUUCUAGCUUGUUCCCCUGUGACUUCUGAGAGUCACAGGGAUAUUUGGUGCUCAGGAUAAAAUGCUCAAUGUUUUCUUUUUCGUUAUUUUACAACAGUUUCUAAUGGACCAGAUGCUUAUUUUUUAUUUCAUGUUUAUCAAAGACAACUUGUUAAUCUAUUUGUGUUUGGAUAAACCCUAAAAAUACAAAAUGUUGUUACAAUUCGAUAUGUUUUGUUCAAAAGUGACAAUCAUGGGCAGGGGAGGAUGGAUGUGGGGUAUUUACACUGGCAAAAUGCUGUGUGCUUAUUUGAGUUUCUGUGUGCUUAUUUGAGUUUCUGUAUGCUUAUUUGAGUUUGUACUGUAAAAAGCUUGUUGCCUAUUGUGCAUGAAUUGUGAGUUCACUGUCCCUCAAAGCUUUACCUGAAAUAUGCAAGAUUUAGGUUAGGUGCAAUAGCCCUUUAGGCUGGUCUACUCUGUAUUAGCUGCUCCCAGAAUCCAUCGCCAUGACAUCUGUAGUCUACGGUAUACUAGUUUUAGGCGAAUCAUUUGUUAUCACAGCAGUAUUUUCCGCUAUACCCUCACAGAUGUUUU